Molecule: messenger RNA, 14398 nt
Organism: Strigops habroptila (Kakapo)
Lineage: Eukaryota; Metazoa; Chordata; Aves; Psittaciformes; Psittacidae
Gene: ARID1B
Product: AT-rich interaction domain 1B
Exons: 21
Coding region: 7196-12547 (1783 amino acids)
Biological process (GO): chromatin remodeling; regulation of transcription by RNA polymerase II; positive regulation of DNA-templated transcription
Cellular component (GO): brahma complex; nBAF complex; SWI/SNF complex
Molecular function (GO): nucleosome binding; DNA binding
Source: RefSeq, a predicted model, not a curated record
UUUGAGAUACUGUUUUCCCUCGCUAUCUGCCUUGGUCUCCUGCCACAGGUUCCUUUUCAGUAGCAGAAAUGGCAGACUGAGCACUGUGCCCAUGUCUCACGUGCUCCAAUGCCAAAGCUGUUGUACUGGUGCAAAACCACUCUACGCUUCUGGUAGAUGCUGGACUGUGGAUGGAAGUAGCUAAAGCGUGGUCAUGAUCUGGCAGCAAGUAGGAAAAGCACUGGAAUCAUUGAGAUGUUCUAUGGUCGCAGAUGAGUUUGCUAGAAGACAUCUGUAAGAACCCCUAAAUUCUGCUGCAUUAGAAAUUACAGUUAACUUGCUGGGGAGCACUUUUGGUAGGAGAGUAGAGCUUCUGUACGCCUAAGAAAGAUGGUUUCUGCUGUAUGGAGUAUCCAGGUUAGAGAAAACAAAUAUAAAGAGAGGAAUAUUAUUCUUGAGUACUCCUUGAAGAAGUUUGGAAUUGGUAAAGUGGAUUAUUGAAGAAGGCUGAGUGUUCAGAUGUGUUACACCUCCUAUUGACUUCACAGCAAUCAGAGUAUUACCUGUAUGUUGGUAAUUGGCAGUGACAAAGACAACUUGAAGGACAGCAGUUCCGAGCUGUAUAGUUGUGUGAACUUGUUAGAAACAUAGGAUUGUUUUAGCCAUCAUCUGUGACAAAUGUGUGUAAUUGCUUUUUGAUGUUGUCUUAACCUUUGCGUGCACUUCUAGUGGCAACUGAAGAGGUUAGUUUUGUGUACUUCAUUAAAAACAGGUUUCUUUGCUAUGUUUGUUGUGAUUUGUUCUUUCAGUAGUCAUUUAGGUUUAUCUACAAAAUAAUAACUAGAGAAUGGCUGACUCACUGACCUUCCAGUUUUCAGGCUGUGUUAAAGAGGACCCAGAAGGAAACUGGAAAACAGGCAUGCAUACAUACAUCCUUCUCCCCAACCCUGGAGAGACACUUGCUUGUAUAAUUAUUUGUAAAUGUUCUAGUGGAGUAGCAGUUGAUUUUUGGUGGGGCAUAGCUUUGGUUUUCUCUCUUUCCCCUUCUUAAUUACUUAGCUUUGAGUGGGACAUUAUCUUUCUGAUGUCUCCCUGCAGCUGAAAUCAGACAGUGUGCAGAGCCAUUAAGACAAGGAAAAUUGCUGUUAUUGUUAAAUCUCCGCCACUAUAUGCUUCUUCAUUUACUGGCCUUCAUCAUAGGCUUAUGUUGAACUUGGUUCUUUGUUUUUGCUUAUUGCUUGUUGUGUUCGUGCAACUGACUUUUUUUAACUUAAAUUUUAGUAAGGUACAGAUGGUAGACUUCCUAUUUAGAAAAAAACAGGAAGCAUGUUUGCCAGUCACCUCUCAGAUUUUAAUAUUAAGUCAGAAUUUAAUGCUGUACAUUAAUACUUUUUUAAUAGUUAUUUGCAUUUUUCUUAAAUGGAUAUUUAAAACACACAUAACGACUGUUAUGUUUUGAAACUCACGCUUUUGUCGUGUAAAGACGUUGGCUGAGGAGUCCUUGUACAUGUUCAUACAAAUGAUGGCAUUAUCUAGGAAUGGAUUAUCUUUUCCCCAGUUGCGUCCUCAUGCCAGCUGUGUCAUUGUAUUGUAGUGAAUACUUGUGAUUAUCUCUAGCGAUAAAUUUGUAACUUGGUGCCUGACCUAGAGCUGAGAGCUCCAUGCCCAUCUUUCUUGGAAUGUCGGUAAUGGAUUGUCAGCUGUCUUUAUUAUGAGGUUUCAAGGCUUUGGUAUUAAUGAAGAGGCUUUUUUUUAAAUACAGAGACAGAAGCUUUGGCUGCAGAUCAAUGAAUAAACAAAGAGUUAUUGUAUUCAGUAGCUCUAGGAGUUUGAGGGCAAGCCUACUUGAGAGUGUUGAGUUCAUGUUGUUUUGUUAUAGGCGCAAAUGAUGUAGCAUUAGUUGUUGGGAUGCGCUGUGGCUUAUAGUCCAUUUAAAUUGCAGCAUUUGCUGUUGUCAGCCAAACCAUUUCAGUCUUUUUUGUUUAAACAAAAAAAGCACACUUUCACUUGAAGAGUAGUUAUAUCUCAUGUGAAUACUCUUGUCUUGUAGUGAAUUGCCCUGUUUGCCUUGUGUAAGAGCUCUACCAUCACAUCUGAAUCCCACUGUGAACUUCAUAAAGUGUCUUCCGCUCCUCCCUGCCUCAAGAUUUCAGUGGUGGGGUUCUUUGCAGCAUCUUUAAAUGGAAAAGUCAUAUUUUGGGACUGUGACUGGUGGUGUUCAUAUUCAUAAAUGUCUUUCAGAUAAAGAUUUUGGUGUUAGAAAUGGAGCAUUCAUGAAUAACUUACUAGUAUAUAUAUAUAAUGCAUAUGUAACAUCAGUAAUGUCCUAAAAGGAGGAGCUGAUACAACUUAGUCACACUGCUGCUCAAGUUACUCCAGUGCGCGCCCUGCGUCAGAUCCAAGCAGAGACAAGGUACCUGGAAAAACACUGGUUAAAUGAUGAGAGAAGACGGUAGUGGGUUUUUUUCUCUCACUUUAGAAAAUGUAAAAUUGAAUCUCAGGUACUUCAGGGUGAGGUGAUUUAUUUGUUUUGACUAGGAGGAGAGCAGAAGUGGUGGUGAUACUUAGUUUACAAGUGGGUGUAGAAUAUUAAUUUUUCCACUUCUGCUUAUGGCAGGAAUGCCGAAUUUUAAGUGUUCUUUUACACAAAACAUUGAAAAAAAGAGCAGGUAACAGAAAGAGGUUCUCAGUUACUAUUUGUAGGCAGCGUAGGCUUUUCUGUGUCCUGCCUUAAUGGUUAGGCUGUCAGUCUAAAGACCAGGAAUGAAACCUUGGCCCUAUUGAAAUCAUUAGCAAACCUUCUGUUGGGUGUUUGAAUGUGCUCACAAGGCACAUAAUAGGCAAGAACUCUUAUGAAAUGCUCUGUUCUUACAAAGCCUGAUAGUACAUGUGCAAAUGAAUCGAAUACUGACACAAGAUAGCACUAUAAUAAAGGGGUUAUAAAUUAUAAUAUUAUUGUGGACUGAAGCAAGGAACAAGACUGAGGUAUUUUGAGGAACUGCAGAUCUAUGCAAAGUUUAAAUGAAAUGUGGCAAGUUGAAGAGGAGGUGCAGAAUCAGAAGCAAAAGGCAGAAUUCAUUCAGGCUUGCCUGGCAGAAUAUGGCAGUAAAAAAUAGCAUGAGCAAACACUAGCUAAAUUGGUAAAGGGUAAUGUGUAUAUUGGGAGUAAAAUAGCACUAGAGAAAAAUUGGACCCUUCUGUAAAGGAGGAGGGGAAAGGAAACAAAUGGAUAUUGAUGACUGCAAUGGCACUAAAAUAAAAUUUUAAAAGUAAUUAAAACUUUGCAGUACAGCGUGUAAUAAAAUUAAGUAAAGGCAUAGAGGAUGUGAGAAUACACACAUCAUCCAUCCAUGGUCAUACAUGCCCACUUCUAAAACAUUCUUCAUGUUUUAGAAGAAUGUAAUAAAGUUACAGCAAUGCUGUCGUUUUCGGUAAAUGCUAGAGAGCAGAUGUGGAGUGUUUGGUGGUUGAUCCCUACAUCAUCAAGAGGUUAAUACUCAUCCUGUCAUUCAAAACUUGUCUUUGAAAACUGUUGGAGCUGAUGUAAAAGAAAAUACUUGAAUUUAAUAAAUGUUAAAGGAACCUUCAAGUAAGAUUAUAAUAUGUAUUUAGCAACUAACAACUCCUCCUAACUUUUCAAAAUGUCAUGGGUGAAAGAAACUCUUGUUACAAAAAUGAAGUUCAAAAAGAAUAAACUGUACAUGUGUUGAAGUUGGAAAAAGUUCUAAUUAAAUUUUUACCUCCACUGUGUGGGGCACAGUGCUUGAUGAGCAGCUGUGUAUGGCUCCAGGUCUUUCUCACCAUACGCUGUUCUGAAAACAAAACUUGUUCUUUUCUUAGAGUUUUCGAUGGUAUUGAUCACAGUCAUAUUAAAUUCUAAAAUCACUCUCUUAAGUGAAGAGGUUUUUUUCCUUUUUACAGGUGGGAAACUGAGGCAUUCAUUGCUGUAGGAAGUUUGAGUGGCCUCUUCAUGAUGGAUGUAGGUUAAAUUUUCUGAGACAUGGAGCUUCUGAAACACCUUCAAAGCACAUCUCUCAUCAAAUUCAACAGUAGUUGCAGUUGUAGAUACACAGUAUAAGCUGCAGUUUAAAUCCCAUGAUUUCAAGUCAGGAAAUGAGGGAUGCAUUAAAUCAGUAAAUCGUGAAACUUUAUAGUGAAAAACUGUGGCAGAUGCAGGGGUAAACUCCAGUUCCACCUGAGCAGCAUACAGCUACCGUAAUGGUAGAACCAUCUUCUGCUGCAUUCACUACUCAUAGGGUAAGUGAAGUAUUCAGUCCUCUGGCACACAGCAGCUCCUUCACUCCACUGCUGUUGGCUGAUCCCCUACAGCAGGCCCAUCCACUGCCUGUCAGGACAAAAGCAUAACUAUGUAUUUGAUGACUGAUACGGUUGUAUCUGUGGAGACUCAUUUACUAUUGCAAGGGCAAACUUAAUUCCAACUGCUCUUAACUUCUGCAAUGGUAAUAUUUGUUAAACCAGGGGAAGAGCUAGCUAUUUGGUUUUGUUUUGCCUUGCAGAAAUAUGUUGUCAGCCACUGAGUUUCUGGUAGAUGUCUUCACCUUUAGCUGCGCUGCACAGAUGGUUGGGGUCUAAUCUAAAGGGAGUAAGGAAUAUCAGUGGUGAAUUGCCACCCUCUAUAGGGACUGGCUAGUGCAUGGGAUGAGACGUAUUCCCUCACUGGAUGUCUUCUCCAACUGUAAAGAUGAUCAGAGGACUCUACUGUUUUGUUCUUUCCCCAAGACCUUGGAGGGAGGAGGGAAUAGGCACCACUGACAGCUACAGUGGGUCUCCCUGGGUUGUCCCAGUAGUUUGCCUAGAGAUGUUUACCGCUCUGUGUCUAGCCCUCUCAUAUUUGGUAUCUCCAGUCCUUGAUCCUGAUGCCUGACUUGGAGUGUCCACGGUAAGAUUGGGGUAUGCCUGUACCCAGUGACCGCAGCCGCCUUGGUUUCAGAGUUGUGUGGGUCACUUACAGCCUCUGGUGACUUGAUUUACAUCAGUGUCUCAGGCUCUUUAUCUCUCCACCUCUCUGAAGUGGAGGGAUGUCACCUGAGGGGAAGAGGAGCAGCUGACCUGGAGAGGACAAGGAGAAGCCAGGGGACAGCAGGCUGGUGAGGAGAAGGGAAGGAAGGAUAAAGUGGCAGUGAGGCUCACUCUCCUAAUACACACAAUAAAAACCCUCCACUGCUUGGAGGUCACUAGUCCAGAGGACAGAGACUCUUCAGCCUCUAUCCAUGUCACCUCCUGACCUUGUUUCCUCCUCUUUCUUUCAACUCUUCAUGCCUCACUUCUGCCUCUGAUGCUUUUUUUAACCCAUUGUCCCUCUUUUCUUUGUCCGGCAAAUUUGCGGCUGCCUCUGUACACCUUGUAACUCCCCUCAUGAAGUUUCGCUGUGCUGCUCUUCCUCCCCUGCUCCUCAUGGCCUGGUGACAUUCGGGUGCUCUCACGUCGCCUGCCUAAACAUCCAAUGUCACCCUGGCAAAUUAAAAUUCUCUGCCCCUGUGGCAUUCAAGAGGUAUUUUGAAGUGUUUUAUGUAAGAACGUAAACGAUGUAUUUUUCUGUGACCUCAUUCGAGGACAUAGCUGAACUGUUUCUGCUGAAUUUUCCAGAGAAUUUCAGCCUCAGGCAUACAUAUGGCCUGGAAAAUUUCAGCCUAAAUGCUUGAAGUUUGGCAAAGUUUAUAUGCACCUGAAAGUAGUCUUAAUAAUGGAAAGUGUCAGACUGUUUUAGCUGUGUAGUUAUCUGCAUUGUUUAUAAUUAAAGUACUGGAUGUGCAACAGGAAAUACUACCCUCAAAAUUAGUUAGAAUCGAACUUGAGUAAAUGUUACUGGAGUUGAGACCUGGAAAUAAUACCCUGAAAUGGAAGAUGAUGACAAUGGGCAGUGCUGUUUGGCUUCACGAGAAUCUUGUGAAAGAAAGUCAAGACUUCCUUUGAACAAGGAUUUAUAUUUGGGAAGAUAAAUAUGACAGGUGAUGCACAGAAUUAACAUUAAAACACAGAAAUAAACAUAGAUGAAGUAUCUUGGUCUAUAGGAGGAAAUUGAAGUUGUCCCUUGGGACCCUCUAAAAAGGAAUCUCUAGUCCAUCAGCUAAACCUUUGUGUUUGUGUUGCUUUUAGUUAAAAGUGUGGUGAGAGUGCAUGAUUGCCUAAAGAAAAAAAAAAAGAAAGAAAAGAAAAAUGAGAGCAUUUUUACGGGUCAUGUAGCCUGAAGUGGUUGGGGAACCAUUGAUUUUGAAAAGUAUGAAAUAUAAAUAGUAAAUUAGCCAGGGACAUUUAGUGGUGGAAAAAUAGAAACUUCUGAUUUGGCCACAGAGCAGCGAAAUAAUAAAGGGAAAAUUGCUGAGUAAUACUCACCCAAAAUUAGAAAUGAAUGUGCAAUUUGCUAUGGUGGCAAAAAAGGGCAGUCCUCUUCCAAAGUGAAUGGAAGUGUUGUGUGAGGAGGAGGCGGUUAUCAUUUUACCUCCUCAUAUGUAGUGUGUCCACGUUUGGAAUAUUUUAUUUGGCUUAGGUGACUUUCCUGGCAAAUCAGUGUUGGUAAGGGUGUGGAGAGACAGCGAAAAAAGUGGGAAGGUUUGAGUUCUUUACUUGCAGGAGGGAAAGAGUAAGAACAACAUGCAAUAGCUCGUUAGGCAGCAACUACUUUGGAGAGCAUAUACUUUGUGUGUAAAAAAAAGCCGCAGUGUGUUGUUAGUACAAACAGCAAUAAUGAGAAGAAACGGGGAUGGGAGGGAGGAAAUGUAAUUCAUUGUCAUAAUAAGUAUUGCAUCAGAAUCUAAUAGCUAGAAAGGACUUGUAGAGGCUGUGUUGCAUAGGGUGCUUUAAAAUUAAACUGGUCACAGUACGGUGUAGGAAAACAUGUACAAAAUGUGCUACGGGAAAGAAUCCUGCUCCUGGCGGGGGGGUGUGGGCUGGCUGGGUGAAUUAAUAGAUCUUUUUAUUGGGAGGAGGAGGGGGUGUGGGAUAUGUCUCCUUCAGGAAGAUGAGAUUGUGAUAGUUGUUUGUUUUUUUAAAAGCUCCCCCUUCUCCCCUUUCUUCCCUGGAUAUAACUGACACUCAGGAAUUAAAAACUGGGUAUCAUAUUAACAAUACAGUGCUGCGCUUGACAAAGUAUGGUUUUUUUUUCUGGUUCAGUUAGUCCUCAGUAAUAAAACAUGAGAGUAAUACCACACAAUGGUUGACACCUGUCCUGAAACUGUUACAGUGCUUGGGCAGCCCAAUGGAUCCAAUGGUCAUGAAGAGACCCCAGUUGUACGGCAUGGGCAAUAACCCCCACUCUCAGGCGCAGCAGAGCAGCCCCUACCCCGGGCAGUCCUACGGCCCUCCCGGCCCCCAGCGCUAUCCCGUGGGAAUGCAGGGCCGGGCUGCGGCAGCCAUGGGAGGAAUGCAGUAUCCACAGCAACAGAUACCGCCUCAGUAUGGUCAGCAAGGUGUAAGUGGCUACUGCCAGCAGGGCCAACAGCCCUACUACAACCAGCAGCCGCAGCCUCAGCAUCUGCCACCCCAGGCACAAUAUCUGUCACAGGCCCAGCAGAGGUACCAGGCUCAGCAGGACAUGUCUCAGGAAGGCUAUGGAACCAGAUCUCAACCCCCUAUGGCCCCAGGAAAGCCCAACCAUGAAGACUUGAAUCUAAUCCAGCAAGAAAGACCAUCGAGCUUACCAGUUGAAGUCUUGGCCCCUGAGGAUGCUACAUUUGGACACAAGGAUUUAUCUGGAUCCAUUGAUGACUUGCCGACUGGAACCGAAGCAACCCUGAGCUCAGCCGUUAGCGCGUCAGGCUCUACAAGCAGCCAAGGGGAGCAGAGCAACCCUGCACAGUCUCCGUUCUCCCCUCAUGCUUCUCCACAUCUCUCUGGCAUCCCAGGGGGCCCAUCGCCUUCCCCUGUAGGCUCGCCUGUUGGAAGCAACCAGUCGAGAUCUGGUCCCAUUUCUCCAGCAAGUAUUCCAGGCAGUCAGAUGCCACCGCAGCCUCCUGGCAGCCAGUCAGAAUCCAGCUCCCACCCUGCCUUGAGCCAGUCACCAAUGCCACAGGACCGAGGUUUUAUGGCAGGCAUUCAGAGGAACCCCCAAAUGUCACAGUAUGGACCUCAGCAAACUGGACCUUCCAUGUCACCACACCCAUCACCUGGAGGCCAAGUGCAUCCUGGAAUCGGUAGCUUUCAGCAGAGUAAUUCAAGUGGUACUUAUGGGCCUCAGAUGAGCCAGUAUGGACCACAAGGAAACUACUCCAGAGCACCAACAUACAGCGGCGUGCCCAACACAAGUUACAGUGGCCCAGGACCCGGCAUGAGUAUAAAUGCCAACAGUCAGAUGCAUGGACAGGGGCCAAGCCAGCCUUGUGGUACCAUGCCCCUGGGACGGAUGCCAUCAGCUGGGAUGCAGAGCAGACCAUUUCCUGGAAACAUGAGCAGUAUGACCCCCAAUUCUCCUGGCAUGUCUCAGCAGGGAGGCCCUGGGAUGGGCCCACCCAUGCCAACUGUGAACCGUAAGGCACAGGAGGCGGCUGCUGCAGUGAUGCAGGCUGCUGCAAACUCCGCUCAGAGCAGGCAAGGCAAUUUUCCUGCCAUGAAUCAGAGCGGUAUUAUGGGAUCCAGCUCACCCUACACUCAGCCCAUGAACAACAGCUCUGGCUUGAUGAACCCGCAGGCUCCACCCUACAGCAUGGCACCUAACAUGGUGAACAGUUCAACAGCACCUAUGGGUCUUGCAGAUAUGAUGACACCUGGUGAGUCCAAACUACCCCUUCCUCUCAAAGCAGACGGCAAAGAAGAAGGACCCCCCCAACCCGAGAGCAAGUCAAAGGAUAGCUACAGCUCUCAGGGUAUUUCUCAGCCCCCAACCCCAGGCAACCUGCCAGUCCCUUCCCCAAUGUCCCCAAGCUCUGCUAGCAUCUCCUCAUUUCAUGGAGAUGAAAGUGAUAGCAUUAGCAGCCCAGGCUGGCCAAAGACUCCAUCAAGCCCUAAAUCAAGUUCCUCUACCACAACUGGAGAGAAGAUCACUAAAGUCUAUGAGCUGGGAAAUGAGCCGGAGCGCAAGAUGUGGGUAGAUCGGUACCUCACCUUCAUGGAGGAGAGGGGCACGCCUGUGGCCAGCCUGCCAGCCGUGGGCAAGAAGCCCCUGGACCUGUUCAGGCUCUACGUCUGCGUCAAAGAGAUUGGAGGUUUAGCACAGGUUAAUAAAAACAAGAAGUGGCGUGAGCUGGCAACCACCUUGAACGUCGGCACUUCGAGCAGCGCAGCCAGCUCCCUGAAAAAACAAUACAUUCAGUACCUGUUUGCCUUCGAGUGCAAGAUUGAGCGAGGGGAGGAGCCCCCUCCAGAAGUCUUCAGCACUGGAGAUACUAAAAAACAACCUAAGAUUCAGCCGCCAUCUCCUGCAAAUUCUGGUUCCUUGCAAGGCCCACAGACUCCACAGUCUACUGGUAGUAAUUCCAUGACAGAAGUGCCAGGCGAUUUGAAGCCCCCAACACCAGCAUCAACACCUCAUGGACAGAUGACACCUAUGCAGGGUGGCAGAAACAGCGCAGUCAGUGUGCAUGAUCCCUUUUCUGAUGUAAGUGAUUCAGCAUUCCCAAAGCGAAACUCCAUGACGCCAAAUGCACCAUACCAGCAGGGAAUAAACAUGCCAGAUAUGAUGGGAAGGAUGCCAUAUGAGCCGAAUAAAGAUCCUUUCGGUGGAAUGAGAAAAGUGCCUGGAAGCAAUGAGCCUUUCAUGACCCCUGGACAAAUGCCUAACAGUGGAAUACAAGAUAUGUAUAACCAGAGUCCAUCUGGAGCAAUGUCCAACAUGAGCAUGAGCCAGCGACAGCAGUUCUCUUAUGGAAGUGGCUAUGACAGGAGGCAUGAACCAUAUGGGCAGCAGUAUCCAGGACAAGGACCUCCCUCAGGACAGCCACCAUAUGGAGGACAUCAACCUGGAAUGUAUCCACAGCAGCAGAACUACAAGCGACACAUGGAUGGCAUGUAUGGGCCUCCAGCCAAGCGCCAUGAAGGGGAUAUGUAUAACAUGCAGUAUGGCAACCAGCAACAGGAAAUGUAUAACCAGUACAGCAACGCUUACACGGGGCCUGACAGGAGGCCCAUGCAGGGACAGUAUCCGUAUCCAUAUAACAGGGAGAGGAUGCAGGGCCCAGGACAAAUGCAGCAGCAUGGAAUACCUCCCCAGAUGAUUGGUGGCCCCAUGCAGUCAUCAUCCUCCAGCGAAGGUCCUCAGCAGAACAUGUGGCCAACACGAAAUGAUAUGCCUUACCCUUACCAGAAUAGGCAAGGUCCAGGAGGCCCUGCACAGGCCCCACCAUAUCCAGGGAUGAAUCGCACUGAUGAUAUGAUGGUACCUGACCAGAGGAUAAACCACGAGAGUCAGUGGCCUUCUCAUGUCAACCAACGUCAGCCUUCUUAUAUGUCAUCCUCAGCCUCCAUGCAGCCUAUCACUAGACCUCCUCAGUCAUCCUACCAGACGCCACCCUCUAUGCCAAACCACAUCUCUAGAGCUCCAAGUCCAGCAUCCUUCCAGCGCUCUUUGGAAAACCGUAUGUCUCCAAGCAAGUCUCCUUUUCUACCCUCCAUGAAGAUGCAAAAGGUUAUACCCACAGUUCCAGUGUCACAGGUCACAGGACCUCCACCCCAGCCACCACCAAUAAGGCGAGAAAUUACCUUCCCUCCAGGCUCUGUAGAAGCAUCCCAACCAGUCUUAAAACCAAGACGAAAGAUUACCUCAAAAGAUAUUGUAACUCCUGAGGCCUGGAGAGUGAUGAUGUCUCUUAAAUCUGGUCUUUUGGCCGAAAGUACCUGGGCGCUAGACACUAUUAAUAUUCUUCUGUAUGAUGACAGCACUGUUGCUACUUUCAACCUCUCUCAGUUGUCUGGAUUUCUUGAGCUUUUAGUAGAAUAUUUUAGAAAAUGCCUGAUUGACAUUUUUGGAAUCCUUAUGGAAUAUGAAGUGGGAGAUCCAGGUCACAAAGCACUUGAUCACAAAGCAGCCAAGAAGGAUGAUAGCCAGUCCUUGGCAGAGGAUACUGGAAAAGAGGAGAACGACGAAUGUAUUGACUAUUUUGAUGAAGAUGAGGAGGAAGGGGAGGAUGAAAAGGUAGAAGGGGAAGAAAAGAGCAUUGUUUUUUCCACUCCUGGUGCCAUUGCUGAUCCAAGUGAGAGGCCAAAACAAGCCAGUAAAUUCGACAAGCUGCCAAUAAAGAUUGUAAAGAAAAAUAAUCUAUUUGUUGUUGACCGAUCUGACAAACUUGGACGUGUUCAGGAAUUUGAUAGUGGACUUCUCCACUGGCAGCUUGGUGGUGGGGACACAACUGAGCAUAUCCAGACUCACUUUGAAAGCAAGAUGGAGAUUCCUCCGCGCAGGAAAGCCCCUCCUCCCUUGAACUCUCCAAGCAAAAAGAAGGACCUAGAGGGGAAAGGUGAAUCUGAGGAACAACAAGAAAAAAGUAUAACAGCCACCAUUGACGACGUCCUCUCAGCUCGGCCAGGAGCAUUGCCUGAAGACUCAAAUUCUGGUUCCCAAACAGAAAGCAGUAAAUUUCCCUUUGGGAUCCAUCAAGCCAAAAGUCAUCGGAAUAUUAAACUGCUAGAGGAUGAGCCAAGGAGCCGGGAUGAGACUCCUCUAUGCACCAUAACUCACUGGCAGGACUCCUUGGCCAAACGCUGCAUCUGUGUGUCAAAUAUCGUCCGUAGCUUGUCUUUUGUGCCUGGCAAUGACACCGAAAUGUCCAAACAUCCAGGCUUGGUGCUGAUCCUGGGAAAGUUGAUCCUUCUUCACCAUGAGCAUCCAGAAAGAAAGCGAGCACCGCAGACUUACGAGAAAGAGGAAGAGGAGGACAAAGGGGUGGCCUGCAGCAAGGAUGAGUGGUGGUGGGACUGCCUCGAGGUCUUGAGGGAUAAUACAUUGGUCACAUUAGCCAACAUUUCUGGGCAGCUAGACUUGUCUGCUUACACAGAAAGCAUCUGUUUGCCAAUUUUGGAUGGCUUGCUGCACUGGAUGGUGUGCCCGUCUGCAGAGGCACAGGAUCCUUUUCCAACCGUGGGGCCCAACUCAGUUCUUUCGCCUCAGAGACUUGUGCUGGAGACCCUGUGUAAGCUCAGUAUCCAGGACAAUAAUGUGGACCUUAUCUUGGCCACCCCCCCAUUCAGUCGUCAGGAGAAACUCUACGCUACUUUAGUUAGGUACGUUGGGGACCGCAAAAACCCGGUCUGCCGAGAAAUGUCCAUGGCGCUCUUAUCGAACCUUGCCCAGGGGGACACAUUAGCAGCAAGGGCAAUAGCUGUGCAGAAGGGAAGCAUCGGAAACUUGAUAAGCUUCCUGGAGGAUGGGGUCACUAUGGCCCAGUACCAGCAGAGCCAGCAUAACCUCAUGCACAUGCAGCCUCCACCUCUGGAGCCACCUAGCGUAGACAUGAUGUGCAGGGCAGCCAAGGCCUUGCUGGCUAUGGCUAGAGUGGACGAGAACCGCUCAGAGUUCCUUUUGCACGAGGGUCGUUUGCUGGAUAUCUCAAUAUCUGCUGUCCUGAACUCUCUGGUUGCAUCUGUCAUCUGUGAUGUACUUUUUCAGAUUGGGCAGUUAUGACAUAAGUGAGAAGCCAAGCAUGUGUGAGUGGAGAUUAGAGGGUCACAUAUAACUGGCUGUUUUCUGUUCUUGUUUAUCCAACGUAGGAAGAAGGAAAAAAAAGAAUCUUUGCUCCUCUGCCCCAUUCACUAUUUACCAAUUGGGAAUUAAAGAAAUUAUUAAUUUGAACAGUUAUGAAAUUAAUAUUUGCUGUCUAUGUGUAUAAGUACAUCUUUUUAUUUUAUUUUUUUUUAACCAAAGUUGCUGUCUAGUACAUUCAAAGGUCACACUUUUUUUUUUUUCCAUAGAUUAUCCUUUUCAAUGUUCUUUUCCAUGUUUGUAUUGCAUAUUUUUUGGGAAGCGAACUAGUGACUUUUUAAAAAAAAUGUUAUGGCAAACCAUUGUAUGAUGGAAAAAAAAAUCUCACCACUUUGAAACAAAAAGGUGAAAAAUAACCAACGUACCAAGUUCCUGUGUGUUUUAUUUUUUCAAAUAAGGAAAAAAUAAAAAAAAACUUGUAUACCAUCACCCAAAGCUCUGUGCAAUAGAAGAUUCUAGUGAUGUAGGUGUAGGGGAUCAAGGAGGGUGUCAGUCAGUAGUCAGAAUACAAAACGAUACUGGUUUCUCCUCAGGAGAAAUGGUUACAUUAGGCUAGGAGCAAAACAAAACAAAAAAAGUCAAGUGAAAAGAUUUUUCAGCAAAACCUGAUGAUAAACAUCAAUUGCUUCCUCACCAGAACUGUCUUGUCUACAUCUGUUUUUUUGACCUUCCACAAUGACAGUUCUUCACAAUUCCUUUAAUCAUUUUUUAAAAUAUUUUUUUAUUGCCUACGGGCCGUGAUGUAUAUAGAAGUUGUACAUUAAACAUACCCUCUUUUUUUUUUUUUUUUUUUUUAGUACAAAGUUUUUAGUUUCUUUUUCAUGAUGUGGUAUCUACAACGUGAUGGUAGAAUUAUUUUUCCUUUCAUUUGGGCCAUAUCUCCAAAAAACAAUUAAAAAAAAAAAAAAAGAAAAAGGAAAAAACCCAACACAGAAAACCAACAACUGAGGGUAAUGUACAAGUUUCUGUAUGUAUAAAGUCAUGCUCUAUUUCGGGAGAGCAGCCGAUCACAAUUUGCUUUAUAAAUCAAGGUGUGGAAAUGGUUACGUAUGGAUUGAUUUAAGAAAAUGGUUACCAGUCUACAGACAAAAAAAAUAUAUACAGGAAAAAAAAAAAAGAAGAAACACAACUUCAAAGAUUUUUCAGUGACAAGAAUCUGCAUUUGUAUUUCAAGAUAAUGUAGUUAAAAAAGAAAAAACUUGAUGUAAAUUCCUCCUUUUCCUCUGGCUUAAUGAAUUUCAUUUAUUCAGUAUAAAAUCUUUAUAUGUUCCACAUGUUAAGAAUAAAUGUACAUUAAAUCUUGUUAAGCACUGUGAUGGGUGUUCUUGAAUAAUGUUCUAGUUGCAGUGUGGGAUAUCGGAAAGCAAACUAAUUACAAGAAAGAGCAAUAAUGAUUAUUCUCUUUCCCCUACUUUAUUAUUAUAACCUUAAAAAAUAUUACGCUAUUGUAUUGCAGCAACUUGCUCUCCUUUUAGAAAAGCCUUCUCGCAGCACAGAGAAGUGUUUUUAAUUCUUAUUUAUAAAACCAUGGAGCCUCAAAGGGGAAGACAUGGCUGGGAAAUGAUAGUUCUGACUAUGCAGGUAUCCAGUCUCCAUGCUGUGUUUGGGGGACUGAAGACGGAUGGUAGAAAAAGUGACAAAAGAUUUUGUUAAAGCAAUAACCAACUUGAAGAAACUGAUCUGUAUUCACUACCUGUAAUUCUCUCUGUUGGUUAAAGGUGCAAAUACCCCAGUGAUGUGGGUAUUUAGAAUAAACACCCACCCACUUCUCGA